Molecule: messenger RNA, 2455 nt
Organism: Drosophila montana
Lineage: Eukaryota; Metazoa; Arthropoda; Insecta; Diptera; Drosophilidae
Product: ribosomal protein S6 kinase delta-1
Exons: 3
Coding region: 131-2038 (635 amino acids)
Biological process (GO): protein phosphorylation
Molecular function (GO): ATP binding; protein kinase activity; phosphatidylinositol binding
Source: RefSeq, a predicted model, not a curated record
GUAAUAUACAUUUUUAGAAAUCAGUUAACGGCAAGGAAAACCAUACAGUUUUUACAAUAAUAUUUUGGUUCUAUCGCUAAACCAAAUCGGGCUCAUCCUUAAGGCGUCCUCAAUUCGUUCACCUACUGCAAUGGCCCUAAAUCUGGGAGGCUGGAUACACAGUUUCACGGUAACCGACACGCAGCAGCACAAAGGAGGCUACACUAUUUACAAGAUUACAUCGAUUGUCUUUCCGCGCUCGGUGCCUCAGGCAUUGACCUGCCUGGUUGUAUGGAAACGGUUUCAUGAGAUCAAGCGGCUGCACAGGGAGCUCAGUCGCCGGCACAAAAGUAUGCAGCUGCCGGGCAAGUUGCCCGAGCCAACCGACAGCAGCUACUUCAAGCGCUUCGAUGCGGAUGUGAUUAAGCGACGCAAAGACUAUAUACUAUUACUGCUCGACUUUGCGGCACAGCAUCCGGCGCUGUACAAGUGCAACACUUUCACCCAGUUCUUUAGCGAAGCGCAAUCGCCAAAUGCAUCGCCGCUGCGCAAAUUGUAUGUGGAGCGCUCGCUCAAGUUGCCGGACAACGGGGCCAUAGCUGAAAUUUGCGAUAAACCCGACUUGCCCUACGAUCUGCCAUGUGACAAGCCGAGCGGAGAUAGCGAGGGAAAUCAGCAAAGCAAAGAUACGGGCAUUGAGGCAAAGGAACAACAGUCUAAGCGCGACUACGCACGCCUGCUCACGCCCAUGGCCUCCGUGGAGAGCGAAGAUAGCGAUUAUAUUUAUGAGGCGGCCUUGGAGUUCAGUCAUGCCGUGCAGUCGGAGGUUAAUCUAGACUAUGAAGACGCCCAUAAGCGUUACAAGCGGGGCGUGGAGCUGUUGCUCGACGGCGCCAAGCAUGAUGCCAACGAGGAUCGCAAGUUUAUAGCCAAGGCCAAGAUUGCGAAGUAUUUGGCCCGUGCCGAUGAUAUUUAUGCCAACUUUUUGAGCUCCGGCGCCGCCCGUAAUGGCAAAAGAAAGCUGCAGUUUCAGCUCUCGCUGGACGAGACGGACAAUGUAUCGCAGCUGGAAUGCCCCUGGAAUCAGUUGGCCAAGUACAAAGUGCUGCAGGUGCUGGGCGAACGUGUCAUGCAGGUGCAGUGCAUCACACAGCCGCUGUCGCAGCCAACGGCUGUCAUGAAGGGCAUUGAGAAACCGGCCAGCAAUUCGCCGACGCAAAGCAUCUUUUUGCCACAGCGUGUACCUUAUAUGUGCCAACUGCUGGCCUACUUUCAGUCGGACCAGAAGAUUUUCCUGUUGCUCAAGCAGGCCGAGGGCGGCCGCCUCUUUGACUAUAUACAAAGCUACACGCCCACCACCAGCAAGUGCGGCGACUACGCCGAUCUAUUCCCAGCGGAGCAGCCGCUGACGACAGACAGCGAUGUUACUGACUUGCUGCGCAAUUCGCAGCAGCUGCUCAGGUCCGUCUCGCAUACGCUGAGCACUGUACAGGCGGGCAUGCUGACGCCCAGGCGCCUGAAGACGACGGCGCCUGCCAAGCGUCUGCCCGAGGUGUGCCUGCGUCAAUGGGCGUGCGAGCUGGCCGUGGCUGUGCACAGUCUGCAUGGCAAGGGUGUUAUAUUGCGGGAUCUGCACAUGGAGAACAUUUUGCUAGGGAAUUCAGGUCAAUUAAUGCUCACGUAUUUCUAUCAGAACGAGGGCCUCAGCUCCGAUGACAACUACGUGCACAAGGCGCUAAGUUUGGUGGCACUAAACGAUCAUUUUGUGGCGCCGGAGCGACCUCUAACCUUUCGUUCGGAUUGGUGGAGCUAUGGCAUGGUGCUCUACCAGCUGCUCUUGGGUGUGUCCUACAAAUCGAUGCAUCCCGGCCAGCUGGAGCUCUAUGGCUGUGUGCAAUAUCCAUCAGAUGCGUUGGACAUUUCGGAUAAUGCGCGCGAUCUGCUGGAGCAACUACUUCAACUGUCCCCAGAGCUGCGCUUGGACUACGAGCAACUGCAGGCGCAUCCGUUUUUCGAAGGCAUCGAUUGGCAGACAGUUCUGGAGCAAGGCAACACUUAAUCCUACAAUAUAUUAAUUCAAUUAAUUCAAAAUUAUGCAAGUCUGAUAUGCGAUGUGGAACCCAAAACUUACGUUCUACAUAAAUAUCAAAAGAAGAGAGUCUCAAUAUUAUUUGUUUUUUUUUUGUUUGUUUUUGUUUUCUGUUGAUUGUUUCGUUUUCACUUGUGUGGUACAAAAUAUGUUACUUUAUUCUUUAAUAUAAUCGUAUUAUUAUAAUCUCUAUGUAUAUAUACAUUGCGAAUUAUUAUUGUAUUUAGAUUCUAGAAAAGAAGCUAAUCUUAGAUUUAUGAAAACUUGAAGCAGCUAAAAACUCGAAAUUACAAAAGUAUGAUGCAUACACCAUAAGUAUUAACAUUUUUGUAAGGACCAUAAGCUAAUUAUACAAACAUACAAACACUUUAUUGUCUAACUACACAA